UUCCGUCGUACUAUAGGUGGCAAUUUGCUAUUUGUCUGAUCAAGAUUAGUCUUAUAAAGGUUCCACAUGACUUUUGGAAUUAACGAUUGUAGGUCCAGUCCAAGCGCCUCUUCAAUUAGGGUAAUGUGACAGCGUUUGGACAUUUAUGGAUAACUUUGUCUUAAACAAAAAGUAUGUGCCCGAAACUCUUUGGGUUAAAAUAGAGUUUUUCAUUCCUAGUAUAAUAGUAGCCUCCAUCAAACAAAAGGAAAAGCAACGGUGGAGUUAAAGGACAUGGAAGAGAGACAGAGGCAUUUUGUGUUGAUCCAUGGAGCCUGUCAUGGAGCGUGGUGUUGGUACAAGGUAGCAACUUUGCUAAAAUGUGCUGGCCAUAAAGUUACAGCUUUGGAACUAGCUGCUUCUGGAGUACACCCCAAGCAGGUGAAUGAUCUGUAUUCAUUCUCGGACUAUUAUGAGCCUUUAAUGGAAUUUAUGAUGUCCCUGCCACCGGAGGAGAGGGUCAUUCUAGUGGGCCACAGCUUGGGUGGGCUCAGCUUAUCUGUUGCAAUGGAAAGGUUUCCUGAAAAAGUUUCUGCUGGAGUAUUUGCUACAGCUUUUAUGCCAGGUCCUGAACUCAGUUACUUCACUUUAAAGGAAGAGUUUGAUAGACAAUUCAAUUCCUACAUGGACAUGCAAUAUAUGUUUGAUAAUGGACCAGACAACCCUCCAACCUCCGUGUUGUUUGGACCUAACGUCUUGGCAGACAAGUUGUAUCAGCUCUCCCCAACUGAGGAUCUAACUCUGGCCACACUGUUGAUAAGACAUUUGCCUCUCUAUGAUACUGCAGCUGUACAAGAUGCAAUUACGGUCACCGAAGAGAAAUACGGAUCUGUUCCUCGAAUUUAUAUUGUCUGUGACCAAGAUUUGAUAAUCAAAGAGGAUAUGCAGAGGUGGAUGGUCAAGAACAAUCCAACUGACGAGGUAAAGAUCAUUGCUGGCUCUGAUCACAUGGCCAUGUUUUCCAAGCCACAAGAGCUGUGCGCUUGCCUGGAGGAGAUUGCCAAGAAAUACUUAUGAAUCCGCACUUUCUUCGUUUGGUAACUUAUUGGCCUGUUGAUCUGAGAAAAAGACAAGGAAAAUAAGAGAAGAUGACAUGGAAAAUGAUGUAAUAAAAUUAUGAAACAUUGUUUCGCAAUAUUCAACAAUUUGCUUGCUUCAAUUUCAUACCCUAAA
Messenger RNA from Ricinus communis (castor bean), 1212 nucleotides. Its product is annotated as methyl jasmonate esterase 1. Gene Ontology annotation, biological process: jasmonic acid metabolic process; salicylic acid metabolic process. Gene Ontology annotation, molecular function: methyl salicylate esterase activity; methyl jasmonate esterase activity; methyl indole-3-acetate esterase activity. The coding region runs from base 274 to 1056 and encodes 260 amino acids. The record is from RefSeq and is a predicted model, not a curated record. The transcript is spliced from 3 exons. Lineage: Eukaryota; Viridiplantae; Streptophyta; Magnoliopsida; Malpighiales; Euphorbiaceae.